Molecule: messenger RNA, 607 nt
Organism: Pyricularia oryzae 70-15
Lineage: Eukaryota; Fungi; Ascomycota; Sordariomycetes; Magnaporthales; Pyriculariaceae
Exons: 5
Coding region: 314-607 (97 amino acids)
Source: RefSeq, a predicted model, not a curated record
CCUGCAAGGACAGGCUCCAAUGUCCCCCAUGCGGUUCGAAUCGCACCUUUGGGGCUACUGCUUCGGUUGCCAGAUCGAGUGGGUGGAAUCGCUUUCCAGCUGCUAGGUUUGUGACAACUCACUUAGCGCGCGUUCAUGGGUUGGGGUCGGCGACUCGACAAUCCUGACAGGUUGGACCUCUUUUUUGUGUCAAGAUACGAAGGUAAAAUAUAUAUGCAUUGAGUAAGAUACCUAGCUAUUGUAAGAGAGUCAAACAUUGGGUAAGAGGAACGCCAAGUACCUCCUUUGACAUUGAACAAUCGGGACCGAGAAGAUGCAAAUCAACAAACUUCUCCUACUGAUUGCCGGCAUUGCCGGGGUUGCUUUCGCCGUGCCCGACACCGAGGUUACUGUCACUACGCAUCCUAUCAAACCCGACCCACCCAGAGGUUGCCCAGCCGAUCGAUGCGGCAUGGUCGAUGGCCAAUGCAUGAACGCGCGCGCUAAUCGACGGCAGAUGACGCUCUUGCAUUUGUUGGUCACCCAUCGCCUAUCGAUCUGUUUCUACCAGCUCGGUCAAGAAGAUGUCCCCGUCUCCAAUUAUUUCUCAUCACACGAAGCUGGUUAG